This is a messenger RNA of Helianthus annuus (common sunflower), 6210 nucleotides long. Its product is annotated as callose synthase 7. Gene Ontology annotation, molecular function: 1,3-beta-D-glucan synthase activity. The transcript has 42 exons. Gene Ontology annotation, biological process: (1->3)-beta-D-glucan biosynthetic process. Gene Ontology annotation, cellular component: 1,3-beta-D-glucan synthase complex; plasma membrane. The record is from RefSeq and is a predicted model, not a curated record. The coding region runs from base 304 to 6036 and encodes 1910 amino acids. Lineage: Eukaryota; Viridiplantae; Streptophyta; Magnoliopsida; Asterales; Asteraceae.
CCCCCUCCCCCUUUUCACUUCCUUAACCCUGUAAGCUAUCUCUUCUUCUCUCACUUUCCCCCAAUUCGGUACCAAAAAGCUAAAGCAAAAGCCAAAAUCACCACAAAAAGUCCAAAAUGCACAUUCAAAGGAUCCACCACAUAUAUACCUACUUCACACACCGAUUCCAAACUGAAUCUCAAUCACACUUCUAUUAUCAUUAUUGCAACACAUGUCGUUUCAAUUGCAACAACAUCACUGUUGUUGUUGUUGUUGUUGAGAUUGAAGUGAGAAUUGAACUUUUAUUGGCGGUUGUUGUUAGUGAUGGCGAGUACGAGUGGAACGAAAGAUGUAGGUUUACCGAGGAGGAUGCCGAGGAGUUCUGUUAUGAUUGAUAAGUAUGCGGAUGAUAACGCUUAUGUUGACAGUGAGCUUGUGCCGUCUUCCCUUGCUUCGGUUGCUCCGAUUCUUCGUGUUGCUAAUGAGCUGGAGAAGGAUAACCCUAGGGUUGCUUAUUUGUGCCGGUUUCAUGCAUUCGAGAAGGCACACAGGAUGGACGAUAAAUCUACUGGACGUGGUGUUCGCCAGUUCAAGACGUAUUUGCUGCAUAGACUUCAAAAGGAAGAAGUAGAGACGAAACCUCAAUUAGCAAAAAGUGAUCCUAGAGAAAUCCAGAAAUACUACCAAAAUUUCUAUGAGAAAAAUAUCAGAGAGGGUCAAUUUACAAAGAAACCUGAGGAGAUGGCUAAGAUGUAUCAGAUUGCAACGGUCUUAUACGAUGUAUUGAAAACAGUGGUACCUGAUACAAAAGUUGAACCUGAGACUCAAAGAUAUGCGGAAGAUGUAGCGGAGAAAAAAGAACAAUAUGUACACUAUAACAUUCUUCCUAUAUAUGCUGUUAGCGUUAAACCAGCAAUUAUGGAGCUUCCUGAGAUUAAAGCGGCUCUACGGUCUCUCCGGAAUGUGGAUAAUCUUCCGCUUCUUAGAAAGCCCGAGGAUAGCGACAAAGCCGUUAAUGAUAUACUCGAGUGGCUAUCUUCAAUAUUUGGAUUUCAGAAAGGAAACGUUGCAAAUCAACGAGAACAUUUAGUAUUGCUACUUGCAAAUAUCGAUACAAGGUCCAAGAGUUCAGAAUAUUGUGAGGAGUUGAAUAGCCACACAGUACAAACAUUAAUGGAUAAAUUUUUCAAGAACUAUAGCUCAUGGUGUGAUUAUUUGCACUGCACGUCAAACCUCAAGUUUGAACCUGGUAUCGAUAGGCAGCAGUUAGAACUUCUAUACAUUGGGCUCUAUCUACUUAUUUGGGGGGAAGCUUCAAAUAUCCGUUUCAUGCCUGAAUGUAUUAGCUAUAUUUUCCACAAUAUGGCGAAUGAAAUGCAUGGAAUUUUGUUUGCUAAUGUGGAACAUGUAAUCGGGGAGACAUAUCAAGCGGAAGCAGUUGGAGAAGAAUCAUUUCUGCAGAAUGUUGUGUUGCCUAUUUACGAGGUUAUGCAUGAGGAAGCCAUGAGAAAUCGAGGUGGCAAAGCAAGUCAUUCUUCUUGGAGAAACUAUGAUGAUCUUAACGAAUACUUUUGGUCUGAAAAAUGCUUUAAACUAGGGUGGCCAAUGGACCGUGAUUCGGACUUUUUUGCUAGCCAUGAUGAUAAAUUUCAAGAACAACAACAACCACCCGAUAAAUUGCAGGAACCCGAGGAGCGCAGCAGUGUCAUAUCUGGAAAGAGGAUACCUAAAACAAAUUUUGUUGAACUGCGAACAUUUUUGCACCUUUAUAGGAGUUUCGAUCGAAUGUGGAUGUUUCUUAUAUUAGCUUUUCAGGCUAUGCUAAUUAUUGCAUGGCAUGGGGAUGGAUCAAUUUUUGGAAUUUUUGAGGAUGAUGUGUUUGAGAAUAUUCUGAGCAUAUUCAUUACUUCAGCCGUCCUUAACUUUUUUCAAGCUUCUUUAGAUACAAUCCUUAGCUACAACGCUUGGAGGAGCUUAAAAAACACUCAAAUACUUCGUUAUCUUCUCAAACUUACUGUUUCCGCCUUUUGGGUAGUGAUCCUACCCAUUGGAUAUUCGAGAUCCGUUCAGAACCCAACAGGAGUUGUGCGGUUUUUCAGUAAUUUGGGAGGAAAUCAAAGGGAACAGUCGCUUUAUUACUGUCUUGUUGCAAUUUAUUUGGCACCAAAUGCAUUGUCUGCAUUGCUGUUUCUGCUCCCACCCUUGAGGAGAUAUAUGGAGCGUUCUAAUUGGCGUGUAAUUGUCCUUCUCAUGUGGUGGGCCCAGCCGAAGCUCUAUGUUGGAAGAGGCAUGCAUGAAGACAUGUUUUCCCUUUUGAAGUACACACUGUAUUGGAUGCUGCUGUUAGUAAGCAAGUUUUCAUUCAGCUACUAUGUGGAGAUAUUGCCACUGGUUGCACCCACAAAAGCAAUUAUGGAAAUGAAAAUUAGCAUAUAUGAGUGGCACGAGUUCUUUCCAAAUGUGACUCAUAAUAUUGGUGUUGUUAUCGCUAUUUGGGUUCCAAUUAGCAUGGUUUAUUUCAUGGAUGCACAGAUAUGGUAUGCAAUAUUUGCUACCAUAAGUGGUGGAAUCUAUGGUGCUUUCAGCCACUUGGGUGAGAUUCGAACACUUGGGAUGCUGCGGUCUCGAUUUGAUUCAGUCCCUGCAGCUUUCUAUGAACGCCUUGUACCAAUGCAGAAAGAAGAACUCGAAAAAGAUCCACUGGAAGAUGAUCAAUUGGUAAGAAAGAACAUUGCAAAAUUUUCACAAGUGUGGAACGAGUUCAUAUUUUCAAUGCGAAUGGAGGACUUAAUCAGCAACAGGGAGAGAGAUCUACUCCUUGUACCAUAUACAACAAGAUUUGUCUCCGUUAUCCAAUGGCCACCGUUCCUGCUAGCCAGCAAGAUCCCGAUUGCAUUAGACAUGGCGAAAGAUUUCAAAGGGAAGGAAGAUGCAGACCUCUUUAAGAAGAUCAAUAACGAUGAUUACAUGUACUCCGCAAUUAUCGAGUGUUACCAAACACUAAAGGAUAUAUUAUUGAAUCUUCUUGACGAUGAAUGGGACAAAAGGAUCAUACGCCAUAUAUGCCGUGAAGUAGAUAGUAGCAUUCAGCACCGAUCGUUCUUAAGUACAUUUCGUAUGAGUGGAUUGCCUUCACUCAAUGAUAAGUUGGAGAAAUUCUUAAGUCAUCUUCUAACUGAUUAUGAUAAUAAGGAGAAAUACACAUCCCAAACUAUUAAUGUACUUCAAGAUCUUAUGGAGAUUAUCAUACGCGAUGUUAUGAAGAAUGGGCCCGAAGUAGUUGAAAGAGCGUAUUCACAUCGCCAGAACAAUGACAAAAAGGAGAGAUUUGAACUUAUCAAUAUCGAACUCACUCAAAUAAAAUCUUGGAAGGAGAAGGUGGUGAGGCUUCAUUUGCUUCUCACUGUAAAAGAAUCUGCAAUUAAUGUGCCUAUGAAUCUAGAGGCCCGCAGGCGUAUCACUUUCUUUACAAACUCCUUGUAUAUGAAAAUGCCAAACGCUCCAAAAGUUCAUAAUAUGAUGUCAUUUAGUGUGUUGACGCCAUAUUAUAACGAAGAUGUUCUAUAUUCUGAAGAGGAGCUUCAUUUGGAAAACGAGGAUGGAAUUUCAAUUUUAUUUUAUCUUCAGAAGAUAUAUCCCGACGAAUGGCAAAAUUUUGAGGAACGGGUUAGAAAUCCGAAAUUAAAAGCUACUGAAGAAGACAGAAAAGAAGCAACACGCCAAUGGGUUUCUUACAGAGGACAGACACUUUCAAGAACAGUUAGAGGAAUGAUGUACUACAAGGAAGCACUUGAGCUUCAAUGCUUUCUAGACUCUGCUCACGACAACGAAAUUUUUACUGGCUACCGAACAGUUGGCAAGGCUCACAAAGAACACGCACAAGCACUGGCAGAUUUGAAGUUUACAUAUGUUGUUUCCUGCCAGAUGUACGGUGCUCAGAAGAAAUCAAGUGACCAUAGAGACCAAAGUUGUUAUGCCAACAUACUUAAUCUAAUGCUUAAAUAUCCAUCUUUACGUGUGGCUUAUAUAGACGAGAGAGAGGAUACCAUUAACGGGAAUUCUAAGAAGGUUUACUACUCUGUUCUGGUCAAGGGUGGGGAUAAAUUAGAUGAGGAAAUAUAUCGUAUCAAGCUUCCUGGUCCACCUACAGAGAUUGGUGAAGGAAAGCCCGAAAAUCAAAAUCAUGCAAUUAUUUUCACUCGUGGGGAAGCCCUGCAGACUAUUGACAUGAAUCAGGAUAAUUACUUUGAGGAAGCAUUCAAAAUGAGAAACGUUUUGGAGGAAUUCUAUAGAGAUCAUCAUGGCGAACGCAGACCAACUAUUCUCGGAUUGAGAGAACAUAUUUUUACCGGAAGUGUGUCAUCACUCGCAUGGUUCAUGUCCAAUCAAGAGACAAGUUUUGUGACAAUUGGUCAAAGGAUUUUGGCUGACCCUCUGAGGGUGCGGUUUCAUUACGGUCACCCAGAUAUAUUCGACAGAAUCUUCCACAUAACAAGGGGUGGUGUAAGUAAAGCUUCAAAGGUUAUCAACUUAAGUGAGGACAUAUUUUCAGGUUAUAAUUCGACUCUGCGAGGGGGUUACGUGACACAUCAUGAAUAUAUUCAAGUUGGAAAAGGUCGUGAUGUCGGUAUGAAUCAAAUAUCUUUAUUCGAAGCCAAAGUCGCAAACGGAAACGGUGAACAGACACUUAGUCGAGACGUUUACAGAUUGGGCCGACGGUUCGACUUUUACAGAAUGUUGUCAUUCUAUUUCACCACAGUUGGUUUCUACUUCAGUAGCAUGAUUACCGUACUUGUGGUGUACGUAUUCUUAUACGGACGAACGUACAUGGUUUUAAGCGGGCUCGAAAGGAAGAUCAUGGAGAACGCAGCUAUCGAUAGCAACCGCGUUUUAGAACAAGCGUUAGCCUCACAAUCCGUUUUUCAACUCGGGUUACUUUUAAUACUUCCAAUGGCAAUGGAAGUCGGUUUAGAAAGCGGAUUUCGUCGGGCCCUCGGUGAUUUCAUAAUAAUGCAACUUCAAUUAGCCUCUGUAUUCUUCACUUUCCAACUCGGAACCAAAGUGCAUUAUUUCGGAAAAACAAUUUUACACGGGGGUUCAAAGUACCGAGCUACGGGUCGUGGGUUCGUUAUCUUUCACGCCAAGUUUACGGAUAAUUACCGAUUAUAUUCACGAAGCCAUUUUGUGAAAGGGAUUGAGUUGGGUAUGUUAUUGGUUAUAUAUCAAGUUUACGGGGAAUCAUACCGGAGUUCUGAGUUAUAUCUGUUUAUUACUUUUUCGAUAUGGUUUUUGGUUUCGUCAUGGUUGUUUGCUCCGUUUGUUUUUAAUCCUUCGGGAUUCGAUUGGCAAAAAACGGUUGAAGAUUGGACUGAUUGGAAACGAUGGAUGGGUAAUCGCGGUGGGAUUGGAAUCGCGCAGGAUAAAAGUUGGGAAUCGUGGUGGGAUUUUGAACAAGAGCAUUUGAAACAUACGAAUAUACGAGGGAGAAUUAUGGAAAUUGUACUUAGUUUACGGUUUUUUAUUUAUCAGUAUGGACUUGUGUAUCACCUUAAUAUAGCUCGUGGCAGCAGAAGUAUACUGGUUUAUGGACUUUCUUGGUUGGUUAUGAUAACUGCUCUUCUUGGCUUGAAGAUGGUCUCAAUGGGCAGACGAAGAUUUGGGACCGAUUUUCAACUUAUGUUUCGGAUCUUAAAGGCUCUUCUGUUCCUAGGAUUCUUAUCAACUGUGACUGUCUUAUUUGUUGUAUGUGGGCUCACUUUAAGUGACAUAUUUGCUGCUUUACUUGCCUUCUUGCCAACGGGCUGGGCCUUUCUCCUCAUUGGUCAAGCAUGCAGGCCAUGUGUGAAAGCUAUAGGAUUAUGGGACUCGAUAAUGGAGAUGGGGCGCGCAUACGAGUGUGUAUUGGGGCUCGUGAUAUUUAUGCCGAUUGUUAUAUUAUCAUGGUUCCCGUUUGUAUCCGAGUUCCAGACAAGGCUUUUGUUUAAUCAAGCAUUCAGCAGAGGCUUGCAGAUCUCAAUGAUUCUUGCAGGGAAGAAAGACAAGACUAUGUCUGCUUGAACAUAAUUUUGGUUUUACUUGUAAAUUGUAAUUAUUUAUAUAUACUCUAACUAGGUUAGUUCCCCGUGUGUUACACGGGUUGAACAAUCUAAACUAUAUAAUAAAUAUUUCUUGUAAAUGCAAACCAAAGAUUGAGACGUUUAUAUACCAAAUUGAUAUAAAUAAGUUAAUAUA